Molecule: messenger RNA, 509 nt
Organism: Symbiodinium necroappetens
Lineage: Eukaryota; Dinophyceae; Suessiales; Symbiodiniaceae
Source: the annotation of a GenBank genome assembly
AUGGACAAGGUCAUCAUCUUCGAGCGCGGUGAUCUUGUCUUUGCCUUCAACUUCCACCCUUGCAACAGCUACGAGGGCUACCAGAUCGGAACUCACUCGGAUGAGCCCAUGCGUUGCGUCCUGGACACGGACGAGGGCAGAUUCGGUGGCCAUAUGCGUCUGGAUUAUGGUCAUGGACACCCUUUUCCACCUUUGCAUGGGCUGGAUAAGCGCCCACAUUCCGUCAAGCUGUAUAUGCCCUCCCGCACAGCACAGGUGCUUUGCAGGCAAAGCAGGCUGGAGGGUGGAGUGCACGUCUAUGUUGAAGACAGCUUCCUGGGCCAGUACGAUCUGGAGAGCGCAGACGGCCUCAAGCUGUCUCUAGUGAUCCAGAAGGACGGGGCUGAGGAGAUGUUGGAUUUUGACUUUGAGGAUGGGGCCGUUCAUUUGAAAGAGAACUUCGACGCAACCUUCGACAUUGUCACGGCAGACAACUGCAUCCUGCCUUGCAAGGCCUCCAAGGAUACCAG